AAUCAUUUUAAGCUAGCGGUGUUUUCCAAGGUAAAGCGCGACUUUUAAUCAGCAGCUGGAAGUUUGCGCCUUUUUUCUCCCUCAGUGGCAGUGCUCACUUACUGUUAGUUGUGCUAGCUAGCUACUCUGUCCGGGUGGUUGUACGAGAGCACUACGUUUGGGCGAGGAACACAUUUUAUUUGAAAUAGAGUUGUUGGAAACACAGUUUUUCUUUUCUUUUUAGGUUAGUUAAAUUGCUGUAAUUCUAGUUGUUGCCGUGUAUGUAUGUCACGGUUCAUGGUGCAGCUCAACAGUAUUGUGUUGCCCUCAAAGUUAAAUGUAGCUUGAAUGUUGAAAUGUCAUUUCUUUGGAAAGUUGGUGUAGACAUUGAUAAGUUUGUUCAUUGCAUUCGUAAUCGUUAAGAUGAACCACAUUGCUAAUUCUCCCUCGCUUUUCUGAAUACUGGGUGUGGCGUAGUCUUGUACAACCUAUCAUAUGCCAGCAUUGUUUUUCGAAAGUAUCCAGGUAACGGUUGACUGUGCCUUUUUUCUGUUCAGAGGAAGGGCUCGCUCACUUAGUUUAGGUAGUGCUGCUCUGUACGAAUUGUUGUAUUGAUCGUCCUGCUUUGGCGAGGAAAACUUUUAAUUUGAAAGCUAUUUUUUUGCUACUCUUUUUUUGGUUGAAGUUUCCUACAUAUCGGUUAUCUUAUCAGGUGCAUAGCAACAGUUUUUUUUAUUGUCCUCACAGUUAAGUUAAAUGUAGCUUGAAAUGUUGAAUUGCAAUUUCUGUGGAAAGUCAGUGAAGACAUUCAGAGGUUAUGUUCUUCAUUGCAAACUUCAUCGGAAUGAACCACAUUGUUUAUUCAAGUGUUGUGGUGCCGACUGUGGAAGGACAUUUUUCAGAUAUGGAGCAUUUAAGGCUCAUUUUUACCGCAGGCAUAACGUACCCGCUGCCCAUGUUUCUGUUGGGGCCGUUGUUAAUACGUACAGAUGCCCAGCUGCUUUGUGUGAACACCAUUGUCAAGAGAUCAAGGAUCUGUUAACACACUUGAAGGAACAUAUUGCUGAAGGACGUGCAGUAGGUUGUCCAGUGACUGGAUGCACAGGUGUUUUCAAUAUCAGAUCUUCAUUUACAUCUCACAUGUCACGGAAACACAGAGAUCUUUCAGAUGGCAGUAUCAGUGACUUAUACAGAGAAUCUGCAUGUCAGUCAUCAGUUGCAACUGCUGCAACAGCUGCAACUGAAUCAGAUAGCUUUAGCCCUCAAGUGAAUGAGGGAGGCACAGAUGAAGGUGAUCUGGAUAUAGCAGACAAUUUCAGUGAGCUUUUUCUCAGAAAUGUCAGUUUGUUUUACAUGAAAUUACAGGGACAGUUUCUGUUACCUGCUUCGACCAUUCAGAAUAUUGUUGAGGAGAUGCAAAACAUUCAUGACUUAGGUCAGACAUAUACCUUGAGUAAACUUAGUUCAUUGCUAAAAAAUGACACACCAUUGUCAGAUGAGGACAUCACCAAAGUUUGUGAGUCUGUCAGAGGUUUCGAUCUGUUUUCUACAUGUCAUACAGGGCCGAUGCGAACAGCAUACUCAAGAACUCAGACUUUCAAAAAAAUGUUCAACUUUGUUGAGCCUAAGAAAUUGUUUUUAGGAAGAGAUGAGAAUCGGAGAGACAGGUUUGCCUAUUAUGUUCCAGUGAGGGAGACUUUGAAAUGUUUGUUAGAGUCUGAUCUAUGGCUGAGUCGUGUAUCAGGAGCACACUCGACUGAGACUUCUGCGGAUGUUCUAAGCGACAUUAGUGAUGGUCAAAUAUUUAAACACAAAGAUUUUUUUAUGCAAAACCCGUCCUGUCUAAAGUUAGUUCUAUACCAGGAUGCCUUUGAAGUUGCUAAUCCUCUAGGCUCUGCAAAGACCAAACAUAAAAUAUUAGCUGUUUAUGUUUCUGUUGCUAAUCUGCCACUUCAUGUACGGUCUGACACAGACCACAUGUCACUCGUUUUAUUGUGCAGAGAGAAAGACUUCAAAGAAUUUGGGCAUGCUAAGGUGUUCUCUGAAUUACUAGGCGACUUGAAGGAAUUGGAAGAGAAUGGGAUAGUGACAUCGCAUAAAACGGUAGUCAGAGGGACCCUGUAUUGCAUUGCUGGCGAUAAUUUGGGCUCGCAUUGCAUUGGUGGUUUUUCGGAAAAUUUCAGUACUUCACAAUAUUUUUGUCGCUACUGUCUCAUAACUCGAUCUGAAUUUCAGGGUGAUGAUCCAAACCUGUGUGGACCAGAGCGCACUGUUGAGAAGUACGAUUCUGCCAUUGAUCGCCUCCAGACUGAAGAUACAUCAGAAGGAUUGAAGUUCAGAAAUGGCUGAUUCAGAUCAAAACAGCAUAAGAAGUUCCAUUUCUAAGGUGUUGCCAGACCUCCCAGACCCAAUUCUGGACCUUGUGGAGGAGACCCUACAGUCAUUGGGGGUUGAGACCACAGAGGAUUUUCACUUUUUACAGGAGGCUGAUCUUGCAUCUGUUCUACGACCAAUACAAGCGAGAAGAUUGGUUGCUGCAUGGAAACUAACCAUUCAGAGCCCUGAAACCCACAGCCAGUCAGCCAUCAGUCCUUCCGUUUCACCUUUCACCUCUCCUACCUCCACUCGCUCCUCACACUCCCCUUGCCCCUCACCCAGCAAUCGGAUUAGAACUGCAGAUUGGGUUGACAGCUUUCAGAUUCCAUGGGCAAAAUUUCCUGAAGACUUGAUGCAGUGCUUGGAGAGAGGGAAAAGGCCAAGUCCACGUUUACGGCGAGAAAUGAUUCGGAUUAUUGUCUCUGCAAUGAUGAAUGCUUGCACAUCUCCAAGUAAACUAGAGUCUACAGAAGUUGCCAAAAGAAUAGUUGCCAAGUAUCCACAGUCCCUGAAAGACGUCAUAGAAGGUGAGGUAGUGGGAGCUGGAUAUCACUCACUUGUCAAACAGCUACAAGCCCGUAUUGACAAUGUGAAGCGGUCCUCAACACCACGGAUAAAGAGGCGCAAACGAGAAUCCGGUGACUCCGACACAGAUGAAAUCCCAGCUGAGCAGAGGGCGGUUGUUCAGGACACAUAUGGCUGCAUUAAGUGGAAUAUGAAGUUCAUGCCAGUCAGUGAGACAUUGGAAAGCCAACAGGAAAAGAGGGAUAAAAUGAAGAUGCUUCAUGAACAGCGUACCUUCAGUCCAGAAGAGGUCAAAGCUCUCAUGGGGUGCACAUACUACUCCCAACGCAAAGCAAUAAAUACAGGAACAGAUCUCCAAAGCCUGACGGAGGAAUGGCCUUUUUUGUUUGAAGAAAUAGGGAUGACCGUCCAUUUCCUAGAGCUCACAGGAUUACAACUUAAAGAGACCUUUCUCAAUAGUGUAGAAAAAAAGGGAAAACGCCUUUUGAACUUCAUGACAACCGCUUGUGCAGACAAGAGCAAACGCGUCUUUGAGACCGCAACAAAGCUGAAAUUUCAGAGAGGACCGUUGGAGGGCAGCUCCGAUGACAUCAAGGAUAUGGUGUUUCUUCUUCUCUCAUACUUCAACGAAAAAGAGGGGAACCUCUUCUACUACAUCGAGGAGACAUGCCUGGCAAACGAAGUACUCGUGGAAAACUUGCCUGUGACACCUUGCAUCAUUGUAUGUGGAACCUCCUGCUAUGCUGCAAGGCUGUUCAUGCUCAGCAUAGACGGCAAGAUCGUGAAUGACCAAAUCUCCAACUUCAUUACUGCCAUCUGCCUGAUGUUUGGAAGCUACUUCUGCCUGAAUAUCCACUAUCCAGUAGACCUGGGUUCCACUCUUGAGCUCCUUCAGAGGUAA
This is a messenger RNA of Sardina pilchardus (European sardine), 3781 nucleotides long. RefSeq lists its product as uncharacterized. The coding region runs from base 2321 to 3781 and encodes 486 amino acids. Lineage: Eukaryota; Metazoa; Chordata; Actinopteri; Clupeiformes; Clupeidae. The record is from RefSeq and is a predicted model, not a curated record. The transcript is spliced from 4 exons.